CCGGGCUGAGACAGGAAAUGGGACAUCCGGAAGUGAACCCGGCAGGGGGCGGGGUGUGACCUUUGACCCCGCGCACGCGGAGGGCGGAAGCGGCGGCGGCGCACGCGGGAGCAUGGAGGACACGGAGCAGCCCCUGGAGCUCCAGAGCGACGAGGAGCUGACGGACAGUGAGGAGAGCGUUUAUUCGGGGCUGGAGGACUCCGGCAGCGACAGCACCAACAGCAGCGACCAGGAGGAGGAGGAGGAUGAAGAGGAUGAAGAGGAGUCGGAGGAGCCCGGCAAUGGGGCAGACCCCCAGGGUCCCAGGAAGAGCAAAGCCCUGGGGGCUGAGCCCCCUCUGAAGGACAGCGAGGGUCUGAGCGUUCCGGAUGAGUACGAGGAGGACAGCUCGGAUGAGGAGGACAUCCGCAACACGGUGGGCAACAUCCCCAUGGAGUGGUACCAGGACUUCCCACACAUCGGCUACGACCUGGAGGGCAAGAGGAUCUACAAACCCAUCCGCAACAAGGACGAGCUGGACAAGUUCCUGGAGAAGAUGGAGAACCCCGACUACUGGCGAACGGUGCAGGACAAGAUGACGGGCGCGGACAUCAAGCUGACGGACGAGCAGGUGGAGCUGGUGCAUCGUCUGCAGAGGGGGCAGUUUGGGGACGUGCACUUCAACCCCUACGAGCCGGCCAUCGACUUCUUCACCCACGAGGUGAUGAUCCACCCGGUGACCAACCGCCCGGCGGACAAACGGAGCUUCAUCCCGUCCCUCGUUGAGAAGGAGAAGGUCUCCCGGCUGGUCCACGCCAUCAAGAUGGGCUGGAUCAAACCCCGCCGUCCCAAGGAGGAGACCCCAACCUACUACGACCUGUGGGCCCACGAGGACCCCAACUCCAUCCUGGGCCGACACAAGAUGCACGUCCCGGCCCCAAAGAUGAAGCUGCCGGGGCACGAGGAGUCCUACAACCCCCCGCCCGAGUACCUGCUCAGUGAGGAGGAGAAGCUGGCCUGGGAGCAGCAGGAUCCCGUUGAUCGCCGUCUGAGCUUCAUUCCCCAGCAGUUCCGCUGCCUGCGGGCAGUGCCCGCCUACCCACGAUUCAUCCACGAGAGAUUCGAGCGCUGCCUCGACCUCUACCUGUGCCCACGGCAGAGGAAGAUGAGGGUGAACGUGGACCCCGAGGAUCUGAUCCCGAAGCUGCCGAAGCCGCGGGACCUGCAGCCCUUCCCCACCACUCAAGCACUGGUGUAUCGUGGGCACAGCAGCCUGGUGCGCUGCAUCAGCGUGUCCCCCAGCGGGCAGUGGUUGGCAUCAGGUACGGCCCCGCUCCGUGCAUCGCAUCCAAAUACUUUAAGUGCUGCUCCAGCCCCGGGGCUCUGCACGUGUCAGAGCUGUCAAUGGGGGGAGGGCUGGGGGGGAGCCCGGGCUGGGAUCCAUGGACCCAUGACCACCCCUCUCUGCUGCCCACAGGCCCUGAAGCAGGUGACCUGGCACGGGAAGGGCGAUUACUUUGCCACCGUCGUGGCUGACAACAGCAGCAUGCAAGUGCUGAUCCACCAGACCAGCAAGCGUUGGAGCCAGAACCCCUUCCGCAAGAGCAAAGGGCUGGUGCAGUGCGUCCUCUUCCACCCCAUCCGGCCCUACUUCUUCGUGGCCACGCAGCGCUACGUCCGCAUCUACAACCUCCUCAAGCAGGAGCUCACCAAGAAGCUGAUGGCCAACUGCAAAUGGGUGUCCAGCAUGGCCAUCCACCCCGCAGGUGACAACGUCAUCUGCGGCAGCUAUGACAGCAAGCUGGCCUGGUUCGACCUGGACCUCUCGACCCGGCCCUACCAGCUGCUGCGGCACCACAGGAGGGCACUGAGGAGCGUGGCCUUCCACAAGCACUACCCGCUCUUCGCCUCGGGCUCAGACGAUGGGACCGUCAUUGUGUGCCAUGGCAUGGUCUACAACGACCUGCUGCAGAACCCGCUGCUGGUGCCGGUGAAGGUGCUGAAGGGCCACGCGCUGACCAUGGACCUGGGAGUCCUCGACGUCGUCUUCCACCCCACACAGCCCUGGGUUUUCUCCUCCGGCGCCGACGGCACCAUCCGGCUCUACACGUAGCAGCUGCCCAAUACCAGCACCCCAAGGACACCGACACCCCAAUGACACCGACAUCCCAAUGACACUGACACCCCAAUGACACUGACACACCAAUGACACCGACACCCCAACGACACCGACACCCCAUCGACAAUGACACCCCAAUGACACUGACAGCCUAACGACACCGACACCCCAACGACACCAACACCACAAUGACAUUGACACCCCAACAACACCGACACCCCAAUGACACCGACACCACAAUGACACCGACACCCCAACGACACCGACACCCCAACGACACCGACACCCCAAAGACACCGACACCCCAAUGACACCGACACCCCAAAGACACCGACAUCCCAAUGACACCGACACCCCAGUGACACCGACACACCAAUGACACCGACACCACAAUGACACCGACACCACAAUGACACCGACACCCCAACGACACCGACACCCCAACGACACCGACACC
Molecule: messenger RNA, 2555 nt
Organism: Coturnix japonica (Japanese quail)
Lineage: Eukaryota; Metazoa; Chordata; Aves; Galliformes; Phasianidae
Source: RefSeq, a predicted model, not a curated record